AUGGAGGAAGCUGAUCAUGAUCAUCAAUACUUGAUGUGGAUGCAGAAAAGGAAAGAGAUCAUGAUGAUGAACUCAAUCAACGGCUCAUCAUUAUCAUCAUCAUCAUGGGAAGAAAAGGCUUUUUCGGAAGAUCUCGUGGCCGGAGCCGGGUCUCUGGGGGGUUGCGUCUGGCCUCCGAGAUCUUACACUUGUAGCUUCUGUAUGAGAGAGUUCAAAUCAGCUCAAGCCCUAGGGGGUCACAUGAAUAUCCACAGGAGAGAUAGAGCAAGGCUUAAGCAAUAUUAUUGCCUCACAAGCAUCCCCAACAGUACCGAAAUCUCUGAUGAUCAUGAUCAUAUUAAUCAUGACCGUGAUCAUCAUAGUUCUAGUACUAUUACUACUAAUAUUUCAAGAUUUCUUUCACCUAAGUAUGGUUCUAGGGUUUCAACUACUAAUUUUUCAAAUCAUCACGAUGAUCACUUCUCAACCAAAGGGGUCAUGUUGGAUUUGGAAAAGAAUUCAAGGAAAUUAUUUGAAGAUAGCUCUGUGGAAACGGAUUUGUGUGUGGGAUUGAAUAUUUCGGUUGUCGGCCGGAACAACAUCGGACCGAUAAUUUCUUCUUCUUCAUCAUCAAUAUCUUCAACACCAACUGGCCGGUUCUCUUGGGAUCAACGUGAAAAUGAGACAGGCAAUUAUAAGAAACCAAAGUUGAUGUCGUUUUUGUUGAAGCCGUGUCGUCUUCAAUCUAAUCAGGUAAUUCAUGAAGUCAGAACUGAUCAAGCUGCAGGUAAUUCUAUGGAUGAUUUGGAUCUUGAGCUUAGGCUUGGUUAA
Morus notabilis is the source of this 810-nucleotide messenger RNA. RefSeq names its product probable transcriptional regulator RABBIT EARS. Bases 1 to 810 code for a protein of 269 amino acids. The transcript has a single exon. The record is from RefSeq and is a predicted model, not a curated record. Lineage: Eukaryota; Viridiplantae; Streptophyta; Magnoliopsida; Rosales; Moraceae.